CCGGAACUUUACGCGAUAUCGCGGCACCCAGGCGCUUGGAAGGGCUGCGCUUUUGUCGUAUCUACGGUGCGCGAAGACUUGCAUUCAAGAAGGCUCCCCGAUGCCACCUCGGACCCGUCCACAGCUACCCCAAGUAGGUGAAGAUGGGCUCCCCACGUCUGUGGCGGACUGGAUCCAGGAGGCCGUCAGCGCGUUAGACCAGCUCCGCUGGCGCGUGGCCGAAGCGGACUACCAGAUGCGCAACCCCAACGCCAUCAUCGAUACACUACAAAGAAAGUACGAGAAGGACGUCGCGCCUUUAUUGGGUGACUCUCAGAAAAGGAGGAAGCCGCGGAUCCCGCCCAUGCAAGCACCACAGAUGUCUAGAAUGCGCACGUCUGCUGGAUUAACUUUAGAUAUCUUGGACGAGGCCGAGCGCGAGAGCGCCGCGGCGCGCGCUGCCUUCGACCGCGAGACGGCGAACAAGAGCGACUGCGUCCAUGCCUUGUCGAAACACGGUGCGCUGGCGCGGCUCAAGGAGGCGGCGCUGCUCAAGGAGGCGGCGCUGCUCUCCUGCUACUCGAAGGAGCCCUGGGCCGAGCUACAAAAGAAGAAACCGCUUAACCCCUUCUGCCCGGCUCUGGCAUCGGUGCCGCCAGGGCUCGUACAAAAAGUCCUGCAUUUCCUUCCACUGGACAAGGUUCACCAGGCGAAGCAGGUCUCGAAGCUCUACCGGUCCGCGGCGCACUCUGCGAUGACGCGCGGGCGGUGGAAGCCGGUCAGAUUGGUCGCCGAGCAUUUCAAGCGCCAUGCGAUGCCCCCCUCCCUCGCGCUCUGCCGGGCGGCCUGGGACGUGGACCCGAUCGAGACUCUGAGGCUUGCCCCCGUGGCCGCCCAGUUCCUCGCACUCGUCGAGCCGUCUCUCGACGGUUUGGAACGAAUUUUGAAGGUCUGCGAGCGCAAGCCAUCGGUCCGACUGGUAUGCUUUAUCAUUACCGACUGGGCGAAGCGCAUUGGUACCCCCAUCACUGGGCAGCGAGGGCAGCCCUACCGCGCUCUCGUUCUGCGCGGGCUCUCCCGGGCGUUGCGAACUUGGACUGACGCUACGGUGGCGGUGGAUUACUAUUUCAAGUGGUUGCAGAUUCUGGGGGAAACUCCCAAACUGGUCGAAUUUACCCGGAACUGGGAAGAUAGCAAAGCGUCGGCCUUCGCCACGGCCCUCGCUGCAGCCCGUGCCCGGCAGCGGCAGCGCGCGCACAAGUGCUGCAUCGAGUGCUCGCGGAGCGACCGCGAGUCCAAGGAGUGCCUGACGACGUUUCCGCGGGGCUCCAGCGUUAAGUGCGGGGUGUGCAAGAAGUUGAACCGCAAGUGCAGCUUCGUCUACAACUAGCGCGGCGCCAGUCGCACGGCGGACGUGACCAUCCGUUGCGAUGAUGAGCUACCAUUAUCAUAGCGCGGCCGCGACGCGUCGACGACGUCUCCCACUAUUAAUGCGACAACUUCUCUUGAGGCCUGGGCGGCCGGAGCAGCCCGUCGCGCGCGCGUUAAGAGAUGCACCGUCUGAUGCGGUCGCGAAGAUGCGCUACGCGCCGACCGUCAGGAUCCCCACGAGGUUCGCUCUUGACUAAGAUAAUAUUGUGAUUGUG
Molecule: messenger RNA, 1625 nt
Organism: Pelagomonas calceolata
Lineage: Eukaryota; Pelagophyceae; Pelagomonadales; Pelagomonadaceae
Source: the annotation of a GenBank genome assembly